CUUAGCUAGGAAGUAUCCUCUUCAGAGCACUCUUCCUUCUCUUCCCUAGUAGCAUGGAGGUCAGACCUUCCCGGAGCCACCGAGCUGUCAAUGCUGACCACAUCUUGAAAACCACCUCUGCCAAGUUCCUAUGCAGCUAUGGCGGAAAGAUCCUUCCCCGUUAUCCUGAUGGCAAGCUCCGUUACCAUGGUGGUGAAACUCGUGUCCUCUCUGUGGAUCGAUCCAUCUCCUUUGCAGAUCUGCUGUUGAAAAUCCAAGAGUUGUGUGGAGUGAGCGUGGUUCUCCGCUGCCAACUGCCAUUGGAGGAUCUAGACUCCCUUGUGUCAAUAACCACGGAUGAGGACCUCAGCAAUUUGAUCGAGGAAUAUGACCAUGCAAGUUCCCCUUCAACGCCAGCGGAAACGUCUUUAAAGAUCAGGGCCUUCCUUUCAAUCCCCAAACCCACCAAGAAGGCUACGUCCAGCCCUUCUCCUUCUAUAACCUCAUCAUCUGCUUCUUCUUCUUCUUCUUCUUCUUCUUCACCGACUUUGAGGUCCCCGAUGCCUGUUGUGGGACCUAGGGGACCUACUGUACCUACUCGGUGCCUCCACCACCAGGUUUUAAAGCUACAGAUGUUUGCGAGGAGGAAACCUGAUCAAUGGAGGGUUCCCCUGCCAUACUACUACCACUCUGGUGGCUACUAUGCCGGUGACAAUCAUGGCAGUCAUAUCUACCCCAUUCACCAUGGGAACUACUGGCAAUAACCCAAGUUUUAUGUGCAAUACAAAAUCUGGACUGUAUGUAUGCAAAAGUCAAAGAUAUAUACAUUAAAGAUAUAUACCUUUUUCUUCGAGCCUCUUUGGACAUCCAUGCUAAAUGGAUUUCCCUAUGGAUCGAAAUUCUGUAGUUCUGACCUUUGCUGGUCCGAACUUUUUGAUACAAUCAUAGUAAUUAAGUCUUCAAAA
This is a messenger RNA of Punica granatum (pomegranate), 944 nucleotides long. Lineage: Eukaryota; Viridiplantae; Streptophyta; Magnoliopsida; Myrtales; Lythraceae. The record is from RefSeq and is a predicted model, not a curated record.